Messenger RNA from Prorocentrum cordatum, 474 nucleotides. The record is from the annotation of a GenBank genome assembly. Lineage: Eukaryota; Dinophyceae; Prorocentrales; Prorocentraceae.
AUGCGGUCCGCCAUGCUGGCCGCGCUGGCGUUGGCAGAGUAUGUGGUGACCUCUCGCGCGAUCAUGACAAGGGGGACUUUUAUAGACGCAUCCUCCUUAGUUUUCAUCGACGACCUCGUGGACGACCCGGACGAUGUGCAUCUCGGCGAGGACGAUGGGGAAGCCGAGCAGACCACGACAGACCCAGUCGGCCAGAGCGCAGAGGAGCCUUGGUGGAUGAGCCUGAACAGGCCAGACUCGGAGCUGCAGCACUCGAGCCUGGCCACACCUGGCCAGAGCACAGUAACGGGGGCCACAGAGUCCAGCGGGGCUCCAGAGCGACCGGCCACUGCGGAGCCGGGCUCCAAGGAGUCCAGCGGGGCUCCGGAGCGGCCGGUAGGAACGACCCGGUCUCCGCAGCAGCGCGCCGAGGCCCACGCUUCGAAGUACGAGGCGGAGUUCGUCGUGGAGCUGAACAUUCGGGGGUUGCUAUAG